AUGCUCGUAACGAGCGUUUUCCGCGCUGACGUCUCGAUAUCCCCGGCUCAGGCGACGUGGUUCGGGGUAGCUGCUGCAGUGGCCGUUGUUGGCGCAACGACAUUCGUGCUCUCAUCCAUCGGCAAGCCCGAGGUCAAAGGCAAGUCCACCACAGAGCUUAGCGGAGGAAAGCUGAAGAAGGAUGAAGUGGCUAACGGCUGGACUAACUACGACAGAUAUUUCCAACAAAAUCCUGGCGAAGGAGUCACCGAGAAGAGCCAAGCUCCUCAAUUUGUGGACACAUUCUACAAUCUUGUGACCGACAUUUACGAAUGGGGUUGGGGUCAGAGCUUCCAUUUCUCGCCUGCGCUUCUCCCCGGGAAGUCCGAUAGGGAAGCGACGAUCGCUCACGAGGAGUACAUUGCGACUAUCUUGAAGCUUAAGCCCGGAAUGAAGGUUCUGGACGCGGGAUGCGGAGUCGGAGGACCAAUGCGGGCGAUCGCGGCCAAGUCCGGAGCGAAUGUUACCGGGAUUACUAUUAACGAGUAUCAAGUGGAGCGUGCUCAGCAGCACAAUGCCCGGAGAGGGUUGGACAAUCUUUGCACGGUCGUUCAAGGGAACUUUCUUGAACUGCCGUUUGAGGAUAACAGCUUCGAUGCUGCUUAUUCUAUCGAGGCUACCUGCCAUGCUCCCAAGCUGACGGACGUCUACGGCGAGAUCUUCCGCGUGCUGAAGCCUGGCCAGCUGUACGCGACGUACGAGUGGGUGAAAACGCACAAGUACGACCCGAACAACAAGGAGCACGUUCAGAUUAUUGACGACAUCUGCUACGGAAACGCGCUCCCGGAGCUUCGGUCUUACAAGGAGAUCGUGGAAGCUGCUGAAGCGGUGGGGUUCGAGGUUAUCGACAAUAGGGAUGUCGCUGCUCCCCCUGCUCUCCCCUGGUGGACUCGCCUCAAGAUCGGCCGUAUCGCGUAUGCUCGCAAUCACCUGCUCGUGAAGAUCGUGUCAAUGCUCAACAUUGCGCCCAAGGGAUUGGUGGACGUUCACAACAUGCUGACGACGGUCGCCGUGCACCUGACACGUGGAGGCGAGACCGGGAUCUUCACUCCCGCGCACCUGCUGCUGCUUCGGAAACCCGCUGCGCCGGCCUCCACUUAA
Messenger RNA from Closterium sp. Yama58-4, 1140 nucleotides. NCBI's taxonomy places the organism in Eukaryota, Viridiplantae, Streptophyta, Zygnematophyceae, Desmidiales, Closteriaceae. The record is from the annotation of a GenBank genome assembly.